Molecule: messenger RNA, 459 nt
Organism: Centrocercus urophasianus (Greater sage-grouse)
Lineage: Eukaryota; Metazoa; Chordata; Aves; Galliformes; Phasianidae
Gene: EEF1AKMT4
Product: EEF1A lysine methyltransferase 4
Exons: 2
Source: RefSeq, a predicted model, not a curated record
AUGGAGCGGCGCCCCCCGCCCGCCGCCGCCAAUCGGUGCUACGCGCAGCGCCGUUUCUGGGAGGAGCGGUACCGCCAGGCGGGCGCUGAGCCCCAGGAGUGGUUGGGCGGCUUCGAGCGGUUCCGCGCGUUGCUGGAGCCCGAGCUGCGUCCCGAAGACCGCAUCCUCGUGCUCGGCUGUGGGACCAGUGCCCUGAGCUAUGAGCUGCACGAGCUGGGAUACCGCGACGUCACCAGCAUCGACUUCUCACCCGCCUGCGUGGAGGCCAUGCGCUCCCGCUAUGCCCACUGCCCCCAGCUGCGCUGGGCCGUCAUGGACAUGCGCUCCCUGACCUUCCCUGAUGCUUCCUUCGACGUGGUGCUGGAGAAGGGCACGCUGGACGUGCUGUUGGUGGAGGAGGCUGACCCCUGGCAUGUGUCCUCCCGCGGUGCCGCUGCGAUGCACCGGGUGCUGGCAGAG